ACUAAGGGAAUCAAGAAACGAUUAAAACAGAGGCCACACGCGAAUCGACGCAAAGCCACAUGGGAGUUGUAGUUUCUUCGUAUUUCUCUACCCGUUUAUUUCCUUGACCUGCGAAACCGAAACACACUACAAGCCCCAGUGCGCCGCGUAGGCGGUGUUCGGCACUGUCGAGAGUGACGGCACAUUACUUAAUUCAAUGUUGUGUGUGUGUGAAUGUGUGCAGCGCUGUACUGUAUUAUAAAUGCAAUGGCUGGCUCAAGCGUGGACACGACAACCCUGUGCUUGUUUGAUGUCGACGGCACUCUAACCGCGGCUAGACAGAGAGUCACCCCCGAGAUGGACGCGUUCCUCCAGAGGCUGAGACAGAAGGUGAAAGUCGGGGUUGUGGGAGGAUCGGAUUUCGAGAAGAUUAAGGAGCAACUCGGGGCGGACGUAGUGGAGAAGGUUGAUUAUGUGUUUGCUGAAAACGGCCUGGUCGCGUACAAAGCUGGCAAACUGCUGUCCGUACAGAGUAUACAAGCUCAUCUUGGGGAAGAACUCCUUCAGGACUUUAUCAACUUCUGUUUGAAUUACAUGGCAAAGAUUAAACUCCCCAAGAAAAGAGGGACUUUCAUCGAGUUCCGAAACGGAAUGCUGAACGUGUCGCCGGUGGGGCGGAGCUGCACUCAGGAAGAACGAAUGGAGUUCUUUGAGCUGGAUAAAAAAGAACAUAUCCGAGAUAAAUUUGUAGCUGCUCUCAGGAAAGAGUUUGUCGGACGUGGGCUGGCGUUCUCUAUAGGAGGACAGAUCAGCUUUGACGUGUUCCCGGAGGGCUGGGAUAAGAGGUACUGCCUGGGCAUCCUGGAAAAGGAUGCAUACGAGAAGAUCCAUUUCUUUGGAGAUAAAACCAUGCCGGGGGGUAAUGACUAUGAGAUCUACAUGGACCCCCGGACAACAGGACACAAGGUCUCCUGUCCAGAGGACACCCAGCGCAUCUGUGAGGAGCUCUUCUUCCAGUGAAGCCAUCCCGGAGGGUCUGGUAUGGAUAGGCACCUCCAGCAGAUUGAAGGAACAGUUAACUGGAAUUCAGGGGGUGCUCUUAAUAUUAAACUGUAAUGUAGCAUCGGAGAAACACACCUCUGAUUCAGGUAUGCUUCUGCUAAAGUCUUUUUAAUGUAUCUGCCAAUCAAAAAGCCUGAUCAGAAGAAAUAUGUCUUAAGCCUAGAUGUGAAACCAUUCACUUAGUUCCCAUCCCGGUGAGUAGAAUUGUAAUGACCACAUAUUAGGAAUGUUUUUGCCAGCUUGCCCUUCAAGCUCAUUUCAUAAUUGUUUCUGGACGGGCAGAACCACCGUGUGGAUUGAACCUUUUUAAAAUGUGUUCUAACCGUCUGCAAGACCAAAGGUUGAAUUACUGUAAUAGCAAGUGGUAAUGUUAAACCGACCAUCUCUUCAUCUGUGUCUGUAUGUGUGUUGACUGUGUUUCUGAACUGUGUGUUUUCCUGCUAUAACGCAAACAGCCAGACAUUAAACUGCACUAAAAAGUAACCUUUACAAAAAAGUUUAUUCUAAGCGCAAAUGUUAUGCCAUAGUGUUUGAAUGGGUGGAUUUUUAUUUUAUAAACCUGCCUGCUUUAAAGCAUCACUUCCUUGCA
Acipenser ruthenus (sterlet) is the source of this 1630-nucleotide messenger RNA. RefSeq names its product phosphomannomutase 2-like. Gene Ontology annotation, molecular function: phosphomannomutase activity. Gene Ontology annotation, biological process: protein N-linked glycosylation; GDP-mannose biosynthetic process; mannose metabolic process. The transcript has 8 exons. The coding region runs from base 214 to 999 and encodes 261 amino acids. NCBI's taxonomy places the organism in Eukaryota, Metazoa, Chordata, Actinopteri, Acipenseriformes, Acipenseridae. Gene Ontology annotation, cellular component: cytosol. The record is from RefSeq and is a predicted model, not a curated record.